Molecule: messenger RNA, 4608 nt
Organism: Perca flavescens (yellow perch)
Lineage: Eukaryota; Metazoa; Chordata; Actinopteri; Perciformes; Percidae
Product: NACHT, LRR and PYD domains-containing protein 12
Exons: 13
Coding region: 217-3765 (1182 amino acids)
Molecular function (GO): protein binding
Source: RefSeq, a predicted model, not a curated record
CUAGACGCUCGGCUGAAAGCUGAACGCUCACAGGGAUGCAUUGUAUUUAUCCACAUAUGUAGACGGUACUUUCGGAUAAAAAACGGGUUGUAGCUUGUUGUCUACCUUCCUACGGUUAGAUAGAGCUGCCUAUUGUAUUUCUCCAAAUUAGAUUUCUUCGCUGGAAAACAACUCAAGUCUAAAUUAAAGUGUAAAGAUGAAGGUGUGGACUCUGCUAUGAGUCAGUGUGAGGACAGAGAGGAGGGAGUCCCUCCCUCUAAAACCACUCUGUGUGGGGAACAUGACAGCCAGACCAAAGCUCAGAGCCCAGAGAAGCAGCACAGACCUGGACCUAGAACUGAACCUGAACCUGGACCCGGACCUGGACCUGGAACCAGCUGUGUGUCCUUCAAGAGUGACAAGUCUAUGGAUGAACCUCUAGUCUUCAAAGAUGGACGCCGCUCUGUUGAUCAAAGGAGGAAUCUGGAAGAACCUGAACCCAGCUGUGUGUCCAUGAAGAGUGACCAGUCUAUGGUACUUCCUUAUAACUUUAAAGAUGGUCGCUACUCUUUUGAUCAAAGAGUGGACCAGGAGAGCUCAGGGUUUCCCAGUGGUCAGUCUGCCCAGCAGCAUCAAACACACCUGGACUCCAUAUUUAUGCUGCUGGAGGAGGACAUCGUCAAUUUUGUGAAGAACGAGCUGAAGAAGUUCAAGAAGCUUCUGAGUCCAGAUUACCCAAAAUGCUUAGAGGGUCACAGGGAGGAUGAGGAGGUGUUGGACAGUGAGGAUGAAGAGCAGAGGAGGAACAGCAGAGAGGCAUUUUGGAAGAUCACACUGCACUUCCUGAGGAGAAUGAAGCAGGAGGAGCUGGCUGACCGUCUGCAGAGCAGAAGUCCUGCUGCAGUUUCUAAGCAUAAACUCAAAUCUAAGCUGCAGAGGAAGUUCCAGUGUGUGUUUGAGGGGAUUGCUAAAGCAGGAAACCCAACCCUUAUGAAUCAGAUGUUCACAGAGAUCUACAUCAUAGAGGGAGGGACUGCAGAGGUCAAUGAAGAACAUGAGGUCAGACAGAUUGAAACAGCAUCCAGGAAACCAGACAGACCAGAAACAAGAAUCAGACAAGAAGACAUCUUUAAACCCACAUCUGGAAGAGAUGAACCAAUCAGAACUGUGAUGACAAAUGGAGUGGCUGGCAUCGGGAAAACAGUCUUAACAAAGAAGUUUGCUCUGGACUGGGCUGAAGACAAAGCCAACCAGGACAUCCAGUUCACAUUUCCAUUCACUUUCAGAGAGCUGAAUGUGCUGAAAGAGGAAAAGUACAGCUUGGUGGAACUUGUUGAUCGCUUCUUUAGUGAAACCAAAGAAGCAGGAAUCUGCAGGUUUGAAGAGGUCGUGUUCAUCUUUGAUGGUCUGGAUGAGUGUCGACUUCCUCUGGACUUCAAAAACACUGAGAUCCUGACUGAUGUUACAGAGUCCACCUCAGUGGAUGUGCUGCUGACAAACCUAAUCAGGGGGAAACUGCUUCCCUCUGCUCGCCUCUGGAUAACCACACGACCUGCAGCAGCCAAUCAGAUCCCUCCGGAGUGUGUUGACAUGGUAACUGAGGUCAGAGGCUUUACUGACCCACAGAAGGAGGAGUACUUCAGGAAGAGAUUCAGAGAGGAGGAGCAGGCCAACAGAAUCAUGUCCCACAUCAAGACAUCACGAAGCCUCCACAUCAUGUGCCACAUCCCCGUCUUCUGCUGGAUCACAACUACAGUUCUGGAGGACGUGUUGAAGACCAUAGAGGGAGGAGAGCUGCCCAAGACCCUGACUGAGAUGUACAUCCACUUCCUGGUGGUUCAGUCCAAAGUCAAGAACAUCAAGUAUGAUGGAGGAGCUGAGACAGAUCCACACUGGAGUCCAGAGAGCAGUAAGACGAUUGAGUCUCUGGGAAAACUGGCUUUUGAGCAGUUGCAGAAAGGCAACCUGAUCUUCUAUGAAUCAGACCUGACAGAGUGUGACAUCGAUAUCAGAGAAGCCUCAGUGUACUCAGGAGUGUUCACACAGAUCUUUAAAGAGGAGAGAGGACUGUACCAGGACAAAGUGUUCUGCUUCGUCCAUCUGAGUGUUCAGGAGUUUCUGGCUGCUCUUCAUGUCCAUCUGACAUUCAUCAACUCUGGUGUCAACCUGCUGGCAGAAGAACAAACAACCAUCCAGUGGUGUGAAGUGUUCAGAGACAAAUCAAAAAGUUUCUACCAGAGUGCUGUGGACAAGGCCUUACAGAGUCCAAAUGGACACCUGGACUUGUUCCUUCGCUUCCUCCUGGGUCUUUCUCUGCAGACCAAUCAGACUCUCCUACGAGGUCUGCUGAAACAGACAGGAAGUAGCUCACAGACCAAUCAGAAAACAGUUGAGUACAUCAAGAAGAAGAUCAGUGAAAAUGUGUCUGCAGAGAGAAGCAUCAAUCUGUUCCACUGUCUGAAUGAACUGAAUGAUCGUUCUCUAGUGGAGCAGAUCCAACAGUCCCUGAGUUCAGGAAGUCUCUCCACAGAUAAACUGUCUCCUGCUCAGUGGUCAGCUCUAGUCUUCAUCUUACUGUCAUCAGAAAAAGAUCUGGAUGUGUUUGACCUGAAGAAAUACUCUGCUUCAGAGGAGGCUCUUUUGAGGCUGCUGCCAGUGGUCAAAGCCUCCAACAAAGCUCUACUGAGUGGCUGUAACCUGUCAGAGAGAAGCUGUGAAGCUCUGUCCUCAGUUCUCAGCUCCCAGUCCUCUAGUCUGAGAGAGCUGGACCUGAGUAACAACGACAUGCAGGAUUCAGGAGUGAAGCAGCUGUCGGCUGGACUGAAGAGUCCACACUGCACACUGGAAACUCUCAGACUGAGUGGCUGUAACCUGUCAGAGAGAAGCUGUGAAGCUCUGUCCUCAGUUCUCAAUUCCCAGUCCUCUAGUCUGAGAGAGCUCGACCUGAGUAACAACGAGCUGCAGGAUUCAGGAGUGAAGCAGCUGUCGGCUGGACUGAAGAGUCCACACUGCAGACUGGAAACUCUCAGUCUGUCAGGCUGUCUGGUCUCAGAGGAAGGCUGUACUUCUCUGGCCUCGGCUCUGAAAUCCAACCCCUCCCAUCUGAGAGAACUGGACCUGAGCUACAAUCAUCCAGGAGACUCAGGAGUGAAGCUGCUGUCAGCUGGACUUAAGGAUCCAAACUGGAGACUGGACACUCUCAGGAUGGACCAUGGUGAACUGCAGUGGUUGAGACCUGGUCUGAGGAAGUAUGUCUGUGAACUGGAACUGGACACAAACACAAUACAAAGAAAACUCAAACUGUCUGACAACAACCGGAAGGUGACACAUGUGGGAGAAAAUCAGUCCUAUCAUGCUCACCCAGACAGAUUUGAAUUCUGGUCUCAGGUGCUGUGUAGAGAUGGUCUGACUGGUCGCUGUUACUGGGAGGUCGAGAGGAGAGGAUGGGUUAAUAUAUCAGUGAGUUACAGAGGAAUCAGAAGGAGUGGAGCCAGUGAAGACUGUAGGUUGGGAUGGAAUGAUCAGUCCUGGAGUCUGUUCUGCUCUGAUGAUGUUGGUUACUCUGUCUGGCACAAUAACAGAGAAACAGCCCUCACUUCCUCCCCUGUCUCUAACAGAGUAGCAGUGUAUGUGGACUGUCCUGCUGGCACUCUGUCCUUCUACACAGUCUCCUCUGACUCACUGAUCCACCUCCACACCUUCAACACCACAUUCACUCAACCUCUUUAUCCUGGGUUUGGGCUCCCCUCUGGUUCCUCAGUGUCUCUGAGUCCUCUGCAGGACUGAGAGUCUCUCCUGUGGACAGAAACACUGACUGAAGAUCAGCUGCUGAAAUCAAAGUUCAGUCUGUUCACCGUCACACACACUGCACUGUGAAGCAGAUCUGUCUCAGACUCAAACGCUAAACAUUCAUUUGUAUGAUUUCAUCUCUUUUGAUUAUCAACAUUUAAACUGUUUAACUAGAAACACUUUGUGAUUUCUGUCAUCAGCUGACUCUCUUUACCUGAGGAUACACUGUAUAAGGCUGAGUAAAUGUGAUGCUACUUUAAGUUUUUGGUAAAUCUGUGUGCAUGUCUACGAGCUGUACCAAGAGCUUCUCUGAUAACCGAUUUGUGUUAUAGUAAUCUUUUUGUUUUCUACUCGACUGUUUUGUUAUUCUUUUACAGAUUUAUUCUUUUUUAUGGCACUCUUAUGACUCCGUUGGCAUCAUGCUUAUUCACAGAAUAUUUAGUUUGUAGGUCUCCUGGCGUUUUGUUGGGGAGUUUAAUUUAAAACAAAACAUAAUUAAUGAACUCAACCAAACCAACUGGAUUAACAGAGAUAAAUUAAUUCUACCCAACCUUAAAAAAACUCUGCAUCUUUCUAAACAGUUGCAUAACCAGAGAAGAGGUAAAACACAGGUAAAUAUUGGCGACGUAUUGGCAAUGUCAAAAUGCAUCGGGGAUACGAAGUAUUUUGGUAGUUUGCUCACCGGCGCGACGUCCCCGCGACGUCUCUGCGCUACGUUUCAGCGACAUAUAGCCACUCUCUCCGCGACGCGGACAUAUAUACAUCGUUCUAACUAGGGGUGGUACGGUUCACAAAACCCACGGUUCGGUUCGUAUCACGGUUUUAGGGUCACGGUUUUCG